Messenger RNA from Racocetra persica, 588 nucleotides. Lineage: Eukaryota; Fungi; Glomeromycota; Glomeromycetes; Diversisporales; Gigasporaceae. The record is from the annotation of a GenBank genome assembly.
AUGAUCAUGCUAUUAUUUAUAUCUGUAAUUACCAAUGCUGGUUUCUCUUAUACGAACUUAUCGACUGAUGUAUCAAGAAUUCCUUACGAGUAUAGAUUAAGACAUAAAAGUUUUUGGGAAUAUAAUUACAUUAUUGAAGGUUACCCAACUGAAUUUAACGGUGAUGCUAAUUCUUUUAGCUCGUUUAAAGACAGUCAACCCAAGUUCAUAAAAUAUGCUGAAGUAGAAGUUCCUUAUUGGCUAUAUGGAAAUUUUAAUGUUAUAGAAUUUAGGCGUAAACAAAACGGUUCUCUAUUCCCCGUUUCAACUGUGAACUCUAGGAUCGAUAAUUAUAUUACAAAUGAAAUAGACAUUGUAUUCACUGCGUCUGAUGUUGAUGCUUCAAAAUUAGAAUCUUGUGAAUAUCGAAUUUCUUGGACUUGGUUACUCAGUGGUUGUAUUUGGAGACUAUGUGAAAAUUUAAACGAAACGGAUUUCCAACAAGUUUCUCUUUUUGUCGGACAUCCUGCCGUGGGUUUGACUUUUUUGUCUGUGGACGAGACGAUUAGUUACGGUUAUAGCACUAAAGCUUCUUUGGAAUCUGUAUGA